UGGCCGAGUUUCAUUUUCUGAUAAAGGGAUAGCAUUUUCGUUCUUCCUCCACCGGAGCUCCUCUGCGAAAUCCAUGGCCGCCACUGCCUGCUCGUCUCUCAGCGCCAUUCGAAGAGGGUUCAAUUACCAUCCUCAAAGUAAUCCAAAUUGCAGAUUCCAAGCAUUCAAAUGUAGCUCAUCUUUGUUGGGUUCUUUUACCUCUUCCAAGAUUCAUCUGCCAUUGGUGUAUGCCACCCCUCCGUUAAAGCCAGCUGCAAGGACUAUCCCCUUUGCCUUGCAAGAUGCAUCAGUGGCUGCCUCUGACUUCAUGAACAAUGUGUCCUUGGCUGACCUCGAUCCAGGAACCGCAAAGCUUGCGAUCGGCUUUUUGGGGCCAUUUCUCUCGGCGUUUUCGUUUUUGUUUAUUGCGAGAAUAGUAAUGUCUUGGUAUCCCAAGUUGCCUGUGGGGAAGUUUCCAUAUGUUAUAGCUUAUGCCCCCACUGAACCACUCCUAAUUGCAACAAGGAAGGUGAUUCCCCCUCUCGGUGGAGUUGACGUAACACCAGUCGUCUGGUUCGGAUUGGUUAGCUUCCUCAACGAGAUAUUGCUUGGUCCCCAAGGGCUGCUUGUCCUCCUUUCUCAACAGGUCAGCUAAAUCUUGAGAAUGCUUCAUAGAAACAUUUUUGUUUUUUUGUUGUGUGUAUGUAGUUGAUAUUCUUAGCUUAGCCUCUUUGGUUCCAAAUGGCAAAGAAUGUAAGUACUUGGAAUUCUUAAUCAAAGAAAAAUUUUCCCUCA
Messenger RNA from Cucurbita moschata (crookneck pumpkin), 774 nucleotides. RefSeq names its product protein COFACTOR ASSEMBLY OF COMPLEX C SUBUNIT B CCB3, chloroplastic. Bases 74 to 634 code for a protein of 186 amino acids. The transcript is spliced from 2 exons. The record is from RefSeq and is a predicted model, not a curated record. NCBI's taxonomy places the organism in Eukaryota, Viridiplantae, Streptophyta, Magnoliopsida, Cucurbitales, Cucurbitaceae. Gene Ontology annotation, cellular component: chloroplast thylakoid membrane.